GUGUUUUCAAUUUACCGUAAACAAAAGGAAUGUGCGCCGACCCGGAAAUGAAAAUGGGGGCAAGGCAGUAGUAGCCCCGAAAGCCGUCAGUACGGAGGAGGGGGGAAGCCGUAGCCAUGGCGGUAGCUGUGGCCAUGGCAGGGGCCGUAGCCGGGACGGAGAUAGGCCCGGCGGAAGAACUCGCCAAACUCGAGUAUCUUUCUCUAGUGUCGAAGGUUUGCACCGAGCUGGAUAACCACUUGGGGAUCAACGACAAGGAUCUGGCUGAAUUUGUGAUCAGUCUUGCCGAGAAAAACACCACCUUUGAUACAUUUAAGGCUUCCCUCGUGAAAAAUGGUGCAGAAUUCACGGAUUCCCUUAUUAGUAACUUGCUGCGUCUCAUACAAACCAUGCGGCCUCCAGCAAAGCCUUCUACUAGCAAAGAUCCGGUUGUUAAACCCAAAACUGAGAAAGAAAAGUUGAAGGAACUCUUCCCCGUCCUCUGCCAGCCAGACAACCCCUCUGUUCGGACCAUGCUGGACGAGGACGACGUGAAAGUCGCCGUGAACGUCCUGAAGGCGCUGGAGGCCCUGAUGCCCAGUGCAGCCGGCCCGGAGAAGCCGCGGGAUGCCGAGCACCGGGACAAGACAAAGAGGAAGAAGCGGAGUCGCAGUCGAGACCGAGAGCGUGACCGAGAGCGUGACCGUGACCGUGACCGUGACCGAGAUCGAGACCGUGAUAGAGACCACAAGCGGCGGCACCGGUCCCGCUCUCGGUCACGUUCCAGGACCCGGGAGAGGAACAAAGGGAAGUCUAGGUAUCGGUCCAGGAGCAGAAGCCAGAGUCCCCUCAAAGACCGGAAGGACCGAGACAAGUAUGGAGAGAGGACCCUGGACAGAUGGCGGGACAAGCAUGUGGACCGCCCUCCCCCGGAAGAGCCCGCCAUCGGGGACAUUUACAACGGCAAAGUCACCAGCAUCAUGCAGUUCGGAUGCUUUGUGCAGCUGGAGGGUCUGAGGAAACGCUGGGAAGGCCUGGUGCACAUCUCGGAGCUCCGGCGGGAGGGCCGUGUGGCCAAUGUGGCCGACGUGGUGAGCAAAGGCCAGAGAGUCAAGGUCAAAGUGUUGUCCUUCACUGGGACCAAGACCAGCCUGAGCAUGAAGGAUGUGGACCAAGAGACCGGAGAAGAUCUAAACCCAAAUCGACGACGAAACCUCGUUGGGGAGACCAAUGAGGAGACCUCAAUGAGGAAUCCGGACAGACCCACUCACCUCUCCCUCGUCAGCGCCCCCGAAGUGGAGGACGACUCCCUGGAGCGCAAGCGCCUCACCCGCAUCUCCGACCCGGAGAAGUGGGAGAUCAAACAGAUGAUUGCGGCCAAUGUGCUUUCCAAAGAAGAGUUCCCAGACUUCGAUGAGGAGACCGGCAUCCUUCCGAAGGUGGACGACGAAGAAGAUGAGGACCUUGAGAUCGAGCUGGUCGAGGAAGAGCCCCCGUUCCUGAGGGGGCACACCAAGCAAAGCAUGGACAUGAGCCCUAUCAAAAUCGUUAAGAACCCAGACGGCUCCCUCUCCCAGGCGGCCAUGAUGCAGAGCGCCCUGGCCAAAGAAAGACGGGAGCUCAAGCAGGCCCAGCGGGAGGCCGAGAUGGACUCUAUUCCCAUGGGACUCAACAAACAUUGGGUCGAUCCUCUGCCUGAUGCGGAAGGCAGGCAGAUCGCGGCCAACAUGAGGGGCAUUGGGAUGAUGCCCAAUGACAUUCCCGAGUGGAAGAAGCAUGCCUUUGGGGGCAACAAAGCUUCCUAUGGAAAGAAGACCCAGAUGUCAAUCAUUGAGCAGAGAGAGAGCCUGCCCAUCUACAAACUGAAGGAGCAGUUGGUCCAGGCCGUCCAUGACAACCAGAUCCUGAUUGUCAUCGGAGAGACGGGCUCCGGGAAGACCACGCAGAUCACCCAGUACCUGGCGGAGGCGGGCUACACGUCCCGGGGCAAGAUCGGGUGCACCCAGCCCCGCAGAGUGGCGGCCAUGUCAGUGGCCAAGAGAGUGUCAGAGGAGUUUGGUUGUUGCCUAGGCCAGGAGGUGGGCUACACCAUCCGGUUUGAGGACUGCACCAGCCCCGAGACCGUCAUCAAGUACAUGACGGACGGCAUGCUGCUGCGAGAGUGCCUGAUCGACCCCGACCUCACGCAGUACGCGAUCAUCAUGCUGGACGAGGCGCACGAGAGGACGAUCCACACCGACGUGCUCUUCGGGUUGCUGAAGAAGACGGUUCAGAAGCGGCAGGACAUGAAGCUGAUCGUCACCUCAGCCACCUUGGACGCAGUGAAGUUUUCCCAGUACUUCUAUGAAGCUCCCAUCUUCACCAUCCCCGGUCGAACAUACCCCGUGGAAAUACUGUACACGAAGGAGCCCGAGACGGAUUAUCUGGACGCCAGCUUGAUCACGGUCAUGCAGAUCCAUUUAACAGAGCCGCCAGGCGACAUCCUCGUCUUCCUGACUGGCCAGGAAGAGAUCGACACAGCCUGCGAGAUCCUGUAUGAGAGAAUGAAGUCCCUGGGGCCUGAUGUUCCCGAGCUGAUUAUCCUCCCGGUGUAUUCUGCUCUUCCCAGCGAGAUGCAGACCCGGAUCUUCGACCCGGCCCCACCCGGCAGCAGAAAGGUUGUGAUUGCCACCAACAUUGCAGAGACGUCGCUGACUAUCGAUGGCAUCUACUACGUGGUGGACCCUGGCUUCGUGAAGCAGAAAGUGUACAAUUCCAAGACAGGGAUCGACCAGCUCGUGGUGACCCCCAUUUCUCAGGCUCAGGCGAAGCAGCGAGCCGGCAGAGCCGGGAGAACGGGCCCGGGGAAGUGUUACCGGCUGUACACAGAACGUGCCUACCGAGACGAGAUGCUGACCACCAACGUGCCCGAGAUCCAGAGAACCAACCUGGCGAGCACGGUGCUCUCGCUCAAGGCCAUGGGCAUCAAUGACCUGCUGUCCUUCGACUUCAUGGACGCCCCACCGAUGGAGACCUUGAUCACAGCCAUGGAGCAGCUGUACACCCUGGGCGCACUGGAUGACGAGGGCCUGCUUACUCGCCUGGGCCGCAGGAUGGCAGAAUUCCCCCUGGAACCAAUGCUGUGCAAAAUGCUGAUCAUGUCUGUGCACCUGGGCUGCAGUGAGGAGAUGCUGACCAUCGUGUCCAUGCUGUCUGUGCAGAACGUCUUCUACAGGCCCAAGGACAAACAAGCCCUCGCCGACCAGAAGAAGGCCAAAUUCCACCAGACGGAAGGAGACCACCUCACCCUGCUGGCCGUGUACAACUCCUGGAAGAACAACAAGUUCUCCAACCCGUGGUGCUACGAGAACUUCAUCCAGGCCCGUUCUCUGCGCCGGGCCCAGGACAUCCGCAAGCAGAUGCUGGGCAUAAUGGACAGGCACAAGCUGGAUGUGGUUUCCUGCGGCAAGUCCACGGUCCGGGUGCAGAAGGCCAUCUGCAGCGGUUUCUUCCGCAACGCUGCCAAGAAAGACCCGCAGGAGGGUUACCGGACCCUGAUCGACCAGCAGGUGGUCUACAUCCACCCUUCCAGCGCGCUCUUCAACCGGCAGCCGGAAUGGGUGGUGUACCAUGAGCUGGUGCUGACCACGAAGGAGUACAUGCGCGAGGUCACCACCAUCGACCCCCGGUGGCUUGUGGAGUUCGCUCCUGCCUUCUUCAAGGUCUCCGACCCGACUAAGCUGAGCAAGCAGAAGAAGCAGCAGCGUCUCGAGCCCUUGUACAAUCGCUAUGAGGAGCCCAACGCCUGGAGAAUAUCGCGGGCUUUCCGGCGGCGCUGACGGGCAGGCCCUGCUUGCCUGAGCUGCAGCGGCGGCCCAGGGCUGGGGGCUCACCCUUGGCAGAUGCUGACCCUGUGGACACGGCUCUCCAGUGGCCGCGUAUCUAAUUAACUGGACUCUUUCCUUACUCGAUUUGCAUUUCUUCCCUCGUGGUAAACUAGAAACAGGGAUUUAUGCCCGGUUUGAGGAGAGCCUUUUGCCCCCACUACCCUAAGUCACCAGGGCCACCUGGGGCUCCCAGCCAACACAGGGUACGCUGCACCAGCUCCAAGGAGGGCAACUCGUGCAGCCCUGGGACGGGAAACGGGGGUUGCAAGCAUCCGACACCUGGACGCACAGACCGAUGGGCGUGGUGGGCACCCUGCUGCCCUGCUCGGUUCUCUGGAGGAGGGAGCCCAGGAGCUCGUUGGAAGUUUCAGCCCCGCCUCUGCUCCUGUCCAACCCCUGCACUUUCGACCGACCUCCUGAAAAUAUUUAUUUUCUUAAGGAAACAAAAAUGACUUUCCUUGAAGGUUUCUUUUAGCUGAAAGGUUAGGAAAUUGGCCUGGGCUCAGGGUGGGGAGGUUCAGUGUCUGUGGCGCUGGUGCGCAUGGUGGAGAGUCCGCUGGGACCAGAACCUGGGGCCCCUCUGGGCUGGGAGCUGAUGCGCAGCCUGGACCCCCAGUCAACCUCAGCACCUGUGCUGUGCCAGCCCUGCUGCGGUCCUCCCCCGACCAACCACACCCACUGCGCAGGCUCUCGGGGCUGCGCGGGCGCCUGAGCCGUUCCAGAUGCCACAUGUCCACUGCGGAAGGCUCUCCCUGUCUCUCCCGCCCACCACACUCAUCAUGUGCAGUGUAUCCUAUUUCCUUUUGAAACUUGUGAGUAACGACAAAGCUUUUGUUUUGUUUCCCCUGAAGCCCUCACUGGGCUGUAACAAAGGGCGUUUGUGGUCAAAGCCUCCCCUCCCCCGCCCCAAACUGAAAACCAGCAUAACGCCGGCUCGUGCUGCCCAGCAUCCAUGCUCCGGGUCCGCACCAAGUGGUUGGCCCCCAGCAUUCCGUUAGGGAGUGACCACCUCCCAGGGCCCCUUUCACCGUGUUUGAGGGGGCUGUUGACCGGGAAGGACAGACAGGUGCUGCCGGGCCGGGUCGUGGGACGGCUGGUGAGCUGUUGGAGACGUGAGGCUGGUUUAGAAGUCCCUGGGGAACUGAGCACACUGUAUGCCAGUGGGCUGCACUGCCUCCCCCAUGCCCACUCUAGGAAGCUCCGAAAUGAUGUAAAAACUGGAACCGCCACAGAAUUGCACGCCAGACACUGAGACUGUACGACAUUCUAGGGAGUGAAGGGAUGUGGGCUGUCGUUGGGCAGCGGACACAUCACCCCGAAGGCAGUGCAGAGAAGCGAGUGGAGAGGCACACAGGCCGAGGAGUCUGCUGGCUGAGGCCCCUGCCCCUCGUCAGAGCUGAGCGUGCUCCUCGGGAAGCUCAGGCCUGUCACUGAGGGUGGGGUGGGGAGUUUGUGUGCUACCAGUUCAGCCUUCUGGGGAGAAGGCAGUGCAGGGCCGGUGGGGGAAACGGGCGUGGCAGCGGGGCUGGGCACCCGGCCCACCGAUCUUAGUUCCAGCCCAGCUCUCCCCAGUUCAGCAACAAACUCGGCUCUGCAGCCUACCUGUCCCUGCUGAGUGACCAGCACCGAUGGCGUUGGCAUCUGUGAGACCAUAGCCCCCAAAGAUGGCAUUUUUGGCUUUGCACUCAGGUUGAGAAAGGGAUGUGUAACAGGGCCCGUCAUCUCUCUGGGUUUGCUGCACGGGGAGAAGGGCCCUGGCUCUGUGGGUGUUCCUUGAGCAUCUCCCAUGGGAGCUGGGGCUACUUCUCCGCUGCAGCAGCACGGUGGGGUCUGACCUGGCAGUCCGUCCGGAGCCGGCACGCGGCCACGUUGCCUAGCCCGCGCAGAAGGGGGCCUCCAGCCAGGGUCGGAGGGCGGGCUCGCCCGCUGCUCCCACACAAUGGGGCCCUUGUUUCUCCUUGAACCGGUAUUACCCGAGCUUGAGUGACAGCCCAGGAGAGGAUGUGGGUCUCACGCAGGGAGCUGGAAUCUUCUUGGCCAUUAAAGUGUGUUCACUGCACCCCUGCGGGAGCCUAGCUCAGGAGUUUCCUGCCCCGCACAUGUGCUGAGUCUGUGCUUGUUUGUGUGUGUGUGUGUGGGGGGGGGGUGCCGUCCCCGUGGGGCGGUUAAGCGCUACUGCUGGGUCAGGCCUCCCGGUUCCAGGUUCCCCGUCGUCCGCUCCGGAGCGCGGUCUGGUUUUGGCUGCCUCUGCUUCAGCCCAGAGAAUUCCCUGCGCUGGCUGUUGCGUGCCUCCUCCGAGCGGUGCCCCUCCAAGCCGAAGGCUUUGAACAAAGAGCUGUAAGGAGUGGCUUGUUCAUGAACGUGGGAGGGCAGAGGUCGCACGUCUCGGCCCGUGGAGACCUUUUCCGUGAUGCUCUCGUGGGCCGGCACUCAGGACCCAUUCCCGCCCAGAUUUUACACCGUCUCACGGAUGGCCUGGCUUUCAUGUGGAAUUAAAUCACAGAUAUUUUUUAA
Messenger RNA from Phyllostomus hastatus (greater spear-nosed bat), 6359 nucleotides. RefSeq names its product DEAH-box helicase 8 (gene DHX8). The transcript is spliced from 23 exons. Gene Ontology annotation, molecular function: RNA binding; RNA helicase activity; ATP binding. The record is from RefSeq and is a predicted model, not a curated record. Gene Ontology annotation, cellular component: intracellular anatomical structure; catalytic step 2 spliceosome. Gene Ontology annotation, biological process: spliceosomal complex disassembly; mRNA splicing, via spliceosome. Lineage: Eukaryota; Metazoa; Chordata; Mammalia; Chiroptera; Phyllostomidae. Bases 117 to 3797 code for a protein of 1226 amino acids.